Messenger RNA from Nematostella vectensis (starlet sea anemone), 3023 nucleotides. Its product is annotated as DNA repair-scaffolding protein. Gene Ontology annotation, biological process: regulation of establishment of protein localization to chromosome; double-strand break repair via homologous recombination. The transcript is spliced from 26 exons. Lineage: Eukaryota; Metazoa; Cnidaria; Anthozoa; Actiniaria; Edwardsiidae. Gene Ontology annotation, cellular component: nuclear chromosome; nucleoplasm. The record is from RefSeq and is a predicted model, not a curated record. Bases 172 to 2967 code for a protein of 931 amino acids.
AAGGUGCGUGUGGUGUUCUGGGUAAUAUUCAAGAUGGCGGGAGAUUUGAGAGAGUACUCUCUAAAUAUUUACACAGAAAUCAUGGGCUUUGCUGAGGAAAUCGAUAAAAAGGCUUCAAAAGAACCAAACCAAUGACUGUUUCAUAAAAAACAACUAUCUUUUUUUGACAAAAUGUCUUGGGAAAAGUUCAGCGAAUUCAAGAGCUUUGCGAAAAGCCAAGCUGGCUCCUCUAGAAAAAGACAAAAGCAAGGAGCACAGCAGUCUGGUAUCAAAAGGAGGAAAACUAGCAAUGAUCACAGAACAGCUCCGCACAACAUCUACGAGACAAGCAUUGAUACCUUUUCAUCAGAAGAAGAAGGAAGUGCUGAAAUAAAUGCAAUGGAACAAAAUAAAGAAAGAUCGUGUGCACUUUCUGACCAAGGGGCUCUAGGAACAAGGCACUGCUUGGAAAUACAAACUUCGAGGAGUCGUUGGGACGAAAACGCUGAAAUGUUUGCUGUCAUUGCAACAAAAAAGAACGCAAGCUGUGAUACGCAUAAAUCAAAGGAUGAUGGUUUCCAGCUACUGGUAGAUAUUGCAAGUUAUGACUCAGACAACAACAAUACACCACUUUCUGCCGGCAGCCCUUCGGCUCCAAUUAUCAAGAAGAAUACAGCUAUCCCUGUAGAGGAUAAGGCAGGAAUUGAUGAGUUUGACUCUGAUAGCGAGGAAUCUAGAGUACAAUCACAUGGUGAUAAGACUUCAUCUGAGGAAUUUAUUCUCAGCACCCCUCAUUACUCCCCUACGCCUCCCUCUAAGAAUAUGGAAGCUGGCCCAAGCACACCACGUACAGGAAGUGAAUGGCUUAAACAUGUACAGCCCCUCACCUCCCCCCUAAGUCAGAGUGUCGUCCUGUCUCCUGAUGGAAAAGGUCUUCUUGAUUCUGCCAAGAAAUCCAAAAAGAAGUUCAUAAGGUCGGGGUUAGCUGAACGCCUUCAGCGGAUCAUCAACAGAGAAAAGUCAGAUAGGACAUUUUGGCAACACAAGCUUUCUGAUCAGAAAAUGGGAGCACAAGCUCCAGUCAAGCCAGCAGAUACCCUUGCCGCGCAGGUCCUAUCGCAUGCGAAGCAGUACUCCCUACACCUGACAAGAUGCUGUAUUCUGAGUGAAGAUGGAAGCUCAUGUCUGCAGCCCACUCAGCUUGUGGAUGUCGUCUUUAAUUCUGAGACAUUUCAGCAGCUCCGGCUUGGGCUCGGUGUUGUUGUCAGGAUCCACCCUCCAUGGCAGAGGCUCGAGGUUCAAGAGUCCCCAUAUCCUAUCCUGCUUUGCACCUACCGAUGUGAGCGCAUUCAUAAUGUGUCACCUUUAAUGGCUGAUCUAACAUUAUUACCAGAAGCUCAGUUGCCUUGCUUACCACAUGGCACUUCAAGCCCCUCAUCACACAAGGAGUUUCAGCCAGCAAAACUCUUAUUUGGGCAAGAAGAUUGCAACCCUGAUAAAGAGGAUGGAGCAACCGUGACCCCCCGGGUCCGUGGCGAAGAGAGGCCGCUAAGCAUCAUGGAAGGGAUUGAGUUGCGAGGGGGCUGCAGUGGGGGCUUCAUCAGUUUCGAGGCUGUGGUUCAGAGAGUGUACAGAAAGCGUGUCCGAAUCGCGCGAAACAAGUUACCUGUCAGUCCUGGUCAAGCAUCUCUUAGAAAGAGUCUGAUAACAUGUGCACGAAGUGGCGAAGACAGAGAAGAAAUCAGGCCCGUCCUCCUUGUUCAGGAUCAUAAAGGGACGUUUUGUGAGAUUCAGCUUUCUUCAGACUGGUCAGAGCUGAAGAACAAUGACUGGUCUGGUGUUCUGGCAAGCGAGGGAAAACUGUUCAAAUUCUCUGACCUUAAAAUAUUACAAAGAAUAAAUCGUGCAAGAUCACCUGGUCUGUUUUCCUUGAUUGACUCUCUGUGGAAAGACGAGGACGGGAGGCGGACGGGGGAAUGGGACAGCCUGCCUCUGAGCUCGGAGGAUAACCCUUCUGGUAAACUUCCCUUGCCUCCACCGUGCUGUUGCUAUGUGCUAGCCGUACAGGCCUGCAGUCGGACGGUCAGCAGUUCUUUUGGUGACGAAGGCAGCAUGUAUAAGCCCCCGUUGCUAAGCAACCUCUCGGGCCUUCCCCCUAAGGAUGCAACCGACGCUCGUGUGUCUACCUGGUGCCGAGUCCUGUGCAUGAGGCGCUCACAGCGCGGUGAGACCCAGUCGAGUUGGACCGGUGCCAAGCUUACCGUCACUGACGCUUCUCUGCACCGCGCUGUCUGUCGGGAGUCACGUGAGAGAUACGUCACUGUGGAUCUGCGCCAUUCAUGUGCUUUGUUGAAGACUGUACGGGAAGCGGCGGGCAAAAUGGGAACUCUGCUUUUCUUGAAAGAUCUCGUCGUUGCUGUUGAGAAAGGUGAAACAAGUAUCUACGCUGAUAGCUUCUCUGAUGUCAAGAAGGCUUCUCCAGGAGCUGACGUUAAUAUGGCCGACUCGGUACCACUCCCCCCUGACGUUUACAAGGACCUGAUGUCUAUACCACUCAUGGACUCCAUCCCGCCUUUAUCGCAAGCGUCUUCUGUAGGGUCGCUCUGCCGAGUUGAAGGUAUUGUUCUCGGGGUUGACGAGGAGACCGCGUGCUGCUGGCUUGAGUGUGCAGACUGUGGGUCAGCGGAUUUGGUGGAAAGAACAGGGCUGCCAUAUUAUUGCGCCGAGUGUCAAAUCAACGUGCAGUCACCGCUGACCAAAACGAACCUUGAGGUCUACUUGGAGUGCGAGCCCUUGCGUGAAUCGCGCGUGCGCAUCAAGCUUCUUCAGACCACUGUCGCGAAACUCCUUCCUGUCUCUUACCAGGAUAGCGAGCAGGGGUACGAUAUCGAACGUGUCCUGGGAAAGCGACUGGGGCCACUGUACUGCAAUGUCGAACAUACCGCGGGCCCAAACACGACUUUACAGGAGGUUCAUAUGGAUAUUUAGAAAACGUUCGACAUAAAAAUUUGUAAAAAUACAAAAUAAACAUUUGCUUACUGCGA